AUGCCAUGCUUGGAGUCCGUGCUGCAGCAGCCUGGUCAGACACCAGUCUGCAGAGCUGCGCAUAACCACACCGUGACUGGCAACAGCAACUGGCUGGGCAACAGGUCCUUCUGCCUGACCUCCCGCCUGCUUCCAGGCCUGCGGACGGGUUACCGACUUCAUCGUCACCCUGCCGCUCCCGGGGCAGGCCGCCCGUCCCGCCGGGCCCCGCCGGGCCCCGCCACCUCUCCCCGGGCCGCGCCUGGCCGGGCCCGCCCCGAGGGGAGCGGCCGGGGCGAGCGGGGCGGCGCCUGCGGAAUCACCUCGGCCGCACGGCGGGGCCCGGCCUCUCUCGGCGACCGCAGCCAUGGCGGAGCGCAGCGGCGCGGGGCCGGGACGGCCGCCGUGAGGCGAGGCGAGGCGAGGGUGCCGGGCCGCCUGCCCCGUCCCUACCGCCAUGAGGGCUUCCAGCUGAUAUGCAGCUUAAGCGUGUGUGAAGGGAUGGCUGUAAAUCGGAGGUCUCGGGUGGCAAGAGAGCUGUCUGGAAGAUACAGCCGUCAGGCAAACGGUUUGCAUGUUUCGCUGCAGGUGUGGGCUUGCUGGAGCAGCAGUGGUUGUGAAAAGAAAAGAAAUAAGCUGUUGGUGCUGCUUUGAAGAUGCCCAUUUGAAAGAGAUUGAGAAGAUGGAAAUGUAGAGUCCACAACUUAAAUGGGACUACUGGAGAAGUACUUGUUUUCAGGAUCUGGGUGUAGUAACUUGAAACAUCAGAGGUGGUUGGGGCAAGGUAUAACAAGAAUUAUGUAUACAAUUUGCUGUUAAUCCCCUCUUGCUGCUUGUUUAAAAUUAUAUUUUUUCUGUGACUUAUAUUUAUUAAACUUAUUUAAACUUG
Molecule: messenger RNA, 868 nt
Organism: Aquila chrysaetos chrysaetos
Lineage: Eukaryota; Metazoa; Chordata; Aves; Accipitriformes; Accipitridae
Exons: 4
Coding region: 1-633 (210 amino acids)
Source: RefSeq, a predicted model, not a curated record